Molecule: messenger RNA, 1671 nt
Organism: Closterium sp. Naga37s-1
Lineage: Eukaryota; Viridiplantae; Streptophyta; Zygnematophyceae; Desmidiales; Closteriaceae
Source: the annotation of a GenBank genome assembly
AUGUUCCAUGACCCAUGUUCCAUGCCCCAUGUUCCAUGCCCCAUGUUCCAUGCCCCAUGUUCCAUGCCCCAUGUUCCAUGCCCCAUGUUCCAUGCCCCAUGUUCCAUGCCCCAUGUUCCAUGCCCCAUGUUCCAUGCCCCAUGUUCCAUGCCCCAUGUUCCAUGCCCCAUGUUCCAUGCCCCAUGUUCCAUGCCCCAUGUUCCAUGCCCCAUGUUCCAUGCCCCAUUUCUCCUUUCUUCCUCAUCGCUUGAAAACACACCUUCGCCCACUCACUCCAAACUAAACCGCCCCCUUCAUCCCCUUUUCCUGAACCCCCUUCCCCGUGUGCCCUCGUCCUCAUCCCCCCUGCCCUCGGCCUCAUCCCCCCUGCCUCUCCCCCCCAAUUUUCCUACCUCCUGCCCUUGCAAAAUCACAACAGGGAGUGUGGAGAAGAGGCGAAGGGAGCUACAAGACGAAAUGAGCCACCUCGCUGCGGAGAUCGGGCGGCUCUUUUUGGCAGCUAGCAGGAGGAGGCGGGUGGCAGCAGAGGACCUGGGGGAGAGAGUGGAGGGCGUGCUGAGAGGGCUGGAGAUGGGUGCCGCGCGGUUCAGAGCGGUCGUGUCGUGGGAGCCAGCAGCCCCCCACUUCUACAGUGCCACGUCAGCUCCUCUCAGCCAAUCACAGCUCAGCAUGCAAGAGAGAAGAAGGGGUGGUGGAGGAGAGGGAGUGAGGGCGAGGAGGGUAGGGGGGAGUGGCGGCUGGGGAAGGGAGGUAGAAUCAGAGUGGGAAGAGGAAGGGGAAGGCGAUGAGGAAGAGGAAAGGGAGGAAGAAGAGGAGGAAGACGAUGAGGAGGAGGAGGGGGAAGAGGAGGAGGAAAGCGGGCAGCAGAAGCAGCAUGGGACAGAGAUUUUGGUGGAGGAGGGAUUGAUACGAGUGGAGGGGGCUGAGAGUGUGGGCGAGAGGAGCGACGUGCUCUAUCGAUACAGCAGCACUGGCAUGGAUAGGGUGGGUGGCAUGAGCACGAGGGUGGGUGGCAUGAGCGUCAUGUGCAUCACCCAUCUGCCCCACGCAGACACGCACAUGAGUGUGAGCGCAGGGGGGAAGAAGGGAAAGGACAAGGUCAUUUGCAUCACCCACCUGCCGCAGGUGGCAGUGUAUGCAGACGCACACAUCGUUGUGAGCAAGCACAUGGAUGGGGUUGAUGGGCGCAUGCGCACCACUGCUGCACCACUCCUCCCCCUCCAUUCUCCCUGCCCCACACCCCCUUUCCCGCAGGUGAUCUGCAUCACCCACCUGCCGCAGGUGGCAGUGCACGCCGACGCGCACAUCAGCGUGAUCUGCAUCACCCACCUGCCGCAGGUGGCAGUGCAUGCCGACGCGCACAUCAGCGUGAGCAAGCACAUGGACGGGGCAGAUGGUCGCAUGCGCACCACUGCUGCCCGCCUCACGACCCUGGAGGAACGGGUGAGGCUGGGGAGAGGCACGGGUGAGGCUCGGAGGGAGGAACUGGUGAGGCUGGGGAGAGGCACGGGUGAGGCUCGGAGGGAGGAACGGGCCUCGGAGGUGGCUCAGAUGCUGGGGCUGGGCCUGCCCUCAGCCCUGGAGCUGUUUAAAGCAAAGGGAGGCAUGGAGAGAGCAGUGAACACAGUGAACACAGAGCGGCACUUGAAGGCUGUCCAGAGGGAUGCUUGA